Molecule: messenger RNA, 219 nt
Organism: Cavenderia fasciculata
Lineage: Eukaryota; Evosea; Eumycetozoa; Acytosteliales; Cavenderiaceae
Exons: 2
Coding region: 1-219 (72 amino acids)
Source: RefSeq, a predicted model, not a curated record
AUGUCAAAGAGACUCAUUACUCACAGGACAACAGAAUCAGAUGUAGAUUGGUGGUUAAUCAUCAAGUUGUCAAUGGGUGAUUAUUUAUACCUCUACUAUGAUUCUGAUAUGCAUGAACAUCAAUUUAUGCAAGGUAAAUUCCUAAGAUCAAGGUACAGUGCAUUUGGACAAGCAUUAAAAACCAUUGAAGAUGAUGCAAUAGAUUACAUUGUGGUGUAA